AUGCGGGGAAAGCUGCUGAAGAUGUUCCUCCUGGUUCAGAAGAUCAAGUUGCUGCAAAAAAAUCAUUUUGCUGCGAGGAAAGCUAUUGAAGAUGUUCCUCCUGGUUCAGAAGAUCAAGUUGCUGCAAAAAGAGUUAAGUUUGUUGCUGGAAAGUCUGGUGAGACUUCUGCAGGGAAGUCUGGUGAGACUUCAGCUGGGAAAGCGACGGGGAAAUCUGCUGGGACAGCUAGGGGGAAGUCUGCUGGGAAAGCUGUGGGGAAGUCUGUUGGGAAAGGUGGGGGAAAGGAAAGGGCAAGAAACCACAUGAAACACUACAUCGAUUUCACACAUCAUCAUUGUUGA
Linum trigynum is the source of this 342-nucleotide messenger RNA. Lineage: Eukaryota; Viridiplantae; Streptophyta; Magnoliopsida; Malpighiales; Linaceae. The record is from the annotation of a GenBank genome assembly.